Molecule: messenger RNA, 1293 nt
Organism: Cavia porcellus (domestic guinea pig)
Lineage: Eukaryota; Metazoa; Chordata; Mammalia; Rodentia; Caviidae
Product: very-long-chain 3-oxoacyl-CoA reductase-B-like
Exons: 11
Coding region: 81-1070 (329 amino acids)
Cellular component (GO): endoplasmic reticulum
Molecular function (GO): oxidoreductase activity
Source: RefSeq, a predicted model, not a curated record
CCCAGUAGAUCUUCAAUAGCUGACCUGUAGCUGCCAGCAUCUCUACCCUGCAGGUCCCAGUCUGCAGAGCAGGAGCUGCAAUGGAGUCCAAGUGGGAUGCGCUGAGCACACUGGGGGCCAUCACGGCCGCCUGGCUGCUGCUGCGGGGGACCUGGGGAGUGGCCCGCGCUGUGUACGUGUACCUGCUGCCCCAGGUCCGGAGGGGCAAUGCUUGGCUCCGGGCACAGGGAGCCUGGGCAGUGGUGACAGGAGCCACCAGCGGCAUUGGCAAGGCCUACGCACACGAGCUGGCCAGGAGGGGGCUGGACAUAGUCCUUAUCAGUAGAAGCCACAGCAAGUUGGAGCAGGAGGCCAGGGAGAUCGAGCGGCUGCACGGCAGGUCCACGCGCAUCAUCCAGGCCGACUUCACCGGGGGCUUGGAGAUCUACGGUGCCAUCGAGGCAGGACUGCGGGGCCUGGAGAUCGGAGUCCUGGUGAACAAUGUGGCCAUGAUGUACGGAGGCGGCGCCUCAACCUUUAGGAAGCUGCUGGACCUUGAGGACCUGGGCCAGAGUGUAUCAGAUAUCAUCAACUGCAACGUGAUGUCGGUGGCACAGAUGGUCCGCAUCGUCCUGCCCCAGAUGGUCAGCAGGGGCAAAGGUAUCAUCAUCAAUGUGUCCUCCGUGACGGACUGCAGGAGCACCCCAUUUCUUUCCCUGUACUCAGCUACUAAGGCCUUUGUGCGAACCUUCUCGGAGGCGGUGUGUGCAGAGUACUUUCCUCAGGGUGUCACCAUCCAGGUGCCCAAGGGAUUCGCGGAGACUGUGAGCCCCGUGUGGGUCUCCACAAACAUGACCUCCAAUGGGCGGACAAGUCGCCUCGUGAAGGACGCCGACGAGUUCGCCCAGGAGGCGCUAGACACACUGGGCCUCUCCUCCCACGUCUCUGGCUGCCUGAAGCAUGCAGUGCAGAGCUUCCUGCUGCCUUUUAUCCUGCCCGCGUGGUUACUGCACAGUCGCUGGGUGAUCAGCCUUCUGUCUGCAGGAAACAAGUCCAAACUUUUCCCUUCAGUUAAACCCCGGGGAACUUAGUGAAGAUGGGUCCCAAGGUCUCCCGUGGGUGUAAUGGAGCAGCAGGCUGCUGGACACCGCGCUCUGGGUGCCAGGGCAGCCUGGCUGUGCUCUGGCAGAAAGACGCAGUUUUCCAUAUGAGCUGUGGACAGCCAGACAGCCACCUGGUGAUCUUUUUAUAAAAGUUGUAGUGAUUGUGCAGCCUAGAGAAUAUAUCAAAAAGUCAUAAAUUACAUUCAUUAAA